Molecule: messenger RNA, 1306 nt
Organism: Apodemus sylvaticus (European woodmouse)
Lineage: Eukaryota; Metazoa; Chordata; Mammalia; Rodentia; Muridae
Gene: Stac3
Product: SH3 and cysteine rich domain 3
Exons: 11
Coding region: 179-1273 (364 amino acids)
Biological process (GO): positive regulation of protein localization to plasma membrane; positive regulation of voltage-gated calcium channel activity; skeletal muscle contraction
Cellular component (GO): extrinsic component of cytoplasmic side of plasma membrane
Molecular function (GO): protein binding
Source: RefSeq, a predicted model, not a curated record
AGGACCUCCCUAGAAUCUGUUCAUAAGCUCUGACAAAGCUGUCUAACCAAGGCUUCUCCCAAAGCCUCCCCCGUCAAGGGCCACCCUACUGUUUGCAGCAGGAGUGCCGGGAUAGAAGAACAGCAGACCUAAUCUAAAAACAGAUUAGAUCUCAUAGUGGGGUCCAACCUCUUGUAGGAUGACAGAAAAGGAGGUGGUGGAGUCCCCUCAGCCCCCCUUUCCAGGAGAGACUCCGCAAAGUGGGCUACAGCGACUGAAGCAGUUAUUCAAGAAGGGCUCUCCAGAGACAGCAGAGACAGAGCCUCCCCCAGAGCCCCAGGCCAAUGGAGAGGCAGUGGGGGCUGGGGGUGGGCCCAUCUACUAUAUCUAUGAGGAAGAGGAGGAGGAGGAGGAAGAGGAGGAACCACCCCCAGAACCUCCUAAGCUUGUCAAUGACAAACCCCACAAGUUCAAAGAUCACUUCUUCAAGAAGCCCAAGUUCUGUGAUGUCUGCGCUCGGAUGAUUGUGCUCAAUAACAAGUUUGGACUCCGCUGUAAGAACUGCAAAACCAACAUCCACGAGCACUGUCAGUCCUACGUGGAGAUGCAGAGAUGCUUCGGCAAGAUCCCGCCUGGUUUCCAUCGGGCCUAUAGCUCUCCUCUCUACAGCAACCAACAGUAUGCUUGUGUCAAAGAUCUCUCUGCUGCCAAUCGCAAUGACCCCGUGUUUGAAACCCUGCGCGUUGGGGUGAUCAUGGCAAACAAGGAACGGAAGAAGGGUCAGGCGGACAAGAAGAACCCUCUGGCAGCCAUGAUGGAGGAGGAGCCAGAGUCAGCCAGGCCAGAGGAGGGCAAGUCCCAGGAGGGAAGCAAUACGGAAAAGGACAAAAAGGCGGAGAAGAAAACUCCUGAUGACAAACACAAGCAGCCUGGUUUCCAGCAGUCGCAUUACUUUGUGGCUCUCUAUCGGUUCAAAGCCCUGGAGAAGGAUGAUCUGGAUUUUCCGCCAGGGGAGAAGAUCACAGUCAUUGAUGACUCCAAUGAGGAGUGGUGGAGGGGGAAAAUCGGAGAGAAGGUCGGAUUCUUCCCUCCAAACUUCAUCAUUCGGGUCCGCGCUGGAGAACGUGUGCACCGCGUAACCAGAUCCUUUGUGGGGAACCGCGAGAUUGGGCAGAUCACUCUCAAGAAGGACCAGAUCGUAGUGCAGAAAGGAGAUGAAGCUGGUGGCUACGUCAAAGUCUACACCGGCCGCAAGGUGGGGCUGUUUCCCACCGACUUCCUGGAGGAGAUCUAGGUGUACCGGCGCCGCUGGCUGGAGGGAGACACC